Messenger RNA from Penaeus monodon (black tiger shrimp), 4119 nucleotides. RefSeq lists its product as uncharacterized. Lineage: Eukaryota; Metazoa; Arthropoda; Malacostraca; Decapoda; Penaeidae. Bases 857 to 2854 code for a protein of 665 amino acids. The record is from RefSeq and is a predicted model, not a curated record. The transcript is spliced from 12 exons.
UUUACCCCUCUCCCCACCAUUCUCCCUGCCCCUCCCCUCCCGUGCCAAGGGCAGGGCGCCCGUGCCGCGAGAGGAGCGAGAAAGGAGCUCCAUAUUUAGCGGCUUCCACGGGGGCGCGGAGGGCGUGGCCGCCUCCGAGGAGAGAAGCAUUAACGCUCAGAUUAUGACUAUAAUCUGCCAGCGAUAAGCGCCGCUCUCUUAUCUGUCGGCGGCGUCCGAUCUGGAGCGAGGGAGGACUGCGUUAUUCACCGAGGGCAUUGGCGAGAUACGAGAUCGACCUCCUGUCUGUUGGGAAGAAACGCGUCAAGGCACGAGAACGGACUUAUCUAUCGAGGGCAUCUGGGUAGCGAGAUGUGAGAACGAGGCCCGCUGUCUAUCGAGAGAUAAGAGGACAGUUAUCUAUCGAGAACAUCUGAGUACUGAGAACGAUCUCUGUUAUCUGUCGGACGACCUGGCCGUUAACGAAAGGAAAACAGAAAAAUUAAGAGAUAAUAAGAGAUAACAAGAGAUAAUAGAGAAAACACAAAUAGAGAACAGAAAUUAGGAGGACAGAAGAAAAACACAGAUAAGGGAGAGUAAGGAAAACAAAAUUAAGCAGAAACAGAACACAGAUAAGAGAGAACAGAGUAGACAGACAGAGGAGAAGAAACAAAGAGAAGAGCGAGAAAAGAGAGAAGAGUGAAAACAAAGAUAAAGGAAACCAAGAAACAAAAAAAAAAGGAAAUAAGCUCGAAAAAAUAAAACAGAAAGAACAGAUAAAACAGAGAAAAGCGGAGACGACGCAAGAGGAGAAGCGGAGGGAAGACCUCGCGCAGAAGGACCCCCCUCGCCCCUUGUUUUCCUCGGACGGAUCGGGAUGUUCUGGCUUCUCGACGACUCGCUCUUCGGACCCGAUGGACCGCACGGGGGCUACAUCCCCUUCGUCGAAACCCCGUGUGAGGAUCAGAUCGGAGAAACCAUCAAGUGGAUCACCGUGCUCAGCAUCGCGCCCAUCGCCUGCCCGCUCGUGCCCUGGCUCUGCUGCCCGCUCGAGAUCGGCAACACCAGCAUCACCAUCAGCGCCGACCAGGACUGCGAGGAGAUCGGCGCCAUCUACGGCUCCACCAUCUUCUGGACCAUGCAGGCCGUUUCCAUCCUGGGCCUCGUCCUGUCCUUCGCCAGCCUGCUCACCUGCGGCGCCGGGGAGGCAGGCUUCGACGUGCCGCAGGUGGCGCCCGUCGUGCUGGCAAUGGACAUCUCGGACGCCGUGGCGGGCCAGAUAGACUUGAACGAGGUGCUGGAGGUCGGGCCCCUGCGCUUCGUGACUGACAAGGUGGUUCGGAUCCUGCACGAAGGCUACAAGAAGGAGGUGGCCAACGAGCUCGCCCAGGCCGAGGCCGAGGGAGGAGGGACAGCCGGAGGAUCUGGAGGAAGAGAGGCGCAAGGAAGGACUGCGAACGACACGGUGCAGGAGGUUCACAGGAGGGCCAAGAGACAGGUCAUUAACGUGCCUAUACCUACCUUACAAGGCCAUGUUCCAGGGCGCGACGACCCCCCCUCGGACGCCUGCGAUAGAGACGAGGUGCUCCUCUCCGACGGCGACUGCCACGAGCUGCUCAAACAGGGCCCGUGCGAGGAGGACGAGAUCGUGCUGAUGGACCGCGCCACCAGGCAGGGCUACUGCGGCGCGCGCCUGUGCAGCCCCGACCGCGUGUUCGUGUUUGGCGACCAGCAGUGCCACGACCCCAACGAACCCGGGAUCUGCCCACCCGGACGCCGCCUGUUCACGACCGGCUUCGGGACGCCGGUGUGCGGCUGUCCGGACGGCACCUACGAGGAGGACGACGACCUGGACGACGACGUGUGCGAGCCGGUCCUCGCGCGCCUCUCCGGAUGCCCCGCCGGCGAGGUGUUCUGGUUCACGAGCUUCCGGCGCCCCCCCGAGUGCGUGCCCGACCCCUGCAAGGGACUCAACCUCAAGCGGGGCCCCAGCGACCUGCCCUUCGCCCCCUCCCUGCACGACGGCAAGUGCUACCAGAUCGGCUCGCGGCCGCCCUUCUGCCAGAGCGACGAACUCUACUCGCUGUCGUUCGAGCUCCUGCGCGGCGUGUGCUCGACGCUCGACGACGCCGGCUACCAGCUGCUCGACGCCGACACGCUCGACUUCCUGGCCAGCGUCUACGGGUCCCCGCUGCCCCGCGACGCGCCCUCCAAGGACCCCAAGGACUCCCGUGCCAAGCCCUCGUCCUCCUCGUCCUCGUCCCGCCGCCGCCCCUCCUCGUCCUCGUCCCGUAAGGGCGUGAAGGCCAAGAUCACGCCCGCCGGCACGACGCUGCUGGUGCGCCCCGCCAUCGGCUCCUCCGUCAUGAAGGCGGCGGCCAACGUGAGCUUUCCGCCGCCCUUCAUCAUGGGCCAGUCGGUCGUGGCCAACCACCACGACGACGCCGACGACGACGCCCUCGAGGACGCCCACGCCAUGGUCGCGCUUCUGCCCACGCACAUGAACGCCUUCUCGCCGCCGCUCAUCGCCGUCAACGGCUCCGUGUCCGUCCUCGGCUUCCUCAGCAACCUGGUGCCGGGCGCGCCCCCCCUGCACCACCGGGGGCGCCGUUCCCCCCAGCCGUUCGCCUCCCCCGGCAACGUGUUCGAGCCCGGCCUCUCCGCGUGCCGUGCCGGUGCCAGGCGCGACGGCAACGCCAAGUGCCGUGACACAGUCCUUCCGAGCCGGUACCCCCCUUCCCGCCCCCGCAGGACCGCCCCGCCCGUGCCCGCCCGGCCCUCCUGCCCCCCCGGAAGCUUCUGGAACCUGGACCGCAGCUGCUCCUCCAGCUCCCAGGGCAUCGCCAACGCCAUCUCAAACAUCGGCCUCGGAUAAGCCUCGGCCUGCGAUGCUCCAACACGAUUUUUUUUACCUGUUCUUAUUCUAUUUUGUGUUUCGGUUCUCUCGUUUUUGUUUUUUUCUUUUUUCAUUUUUUUUUCUUGCGUUUAUUUUGUUUAUUCUCGUUUGUGCAAAUUUUAUUUCCUUUUUUUUCUCUCUCUUUCUCUUUCUCCUUUCGCCUCCGUCUCCGUUUUGGGCGCGGGACGUUUGUCUCGGGUCGCCGACGAUCUGUUUCAAGUUAUUUUCUCACUUACCCCAUUUAGUAAGAUGAACUCCACGUUUAUAGGAGACAGAAAAAAAUAUAUAUUCAAAGGAUAAAAAAAAGACAAAUGUGAAAUAUAUUCUUCUUUAAAUUCACUGUUUUUGCGCAGUAGACUCUUCUAGUCAGCCAUUCGGAGUUACUCGUUUUUAAACUUCGCGUUACCAUUCUCUCCUCCUUACACUGACCUGCUUUGUGACUUUCCGCAGUGUAAUCCACUCAGUGAUCACGAUGGAAAUGGUAACGAUAGUGUUCCUAAUUACCAAGGGCUUCAUAAUGGCGGCUUCAAAAAGCAAAAACAAAACAAAAGGAAGAGAAGACAACGUCCUGCGCCGAGGAUCCAAACCUGAUUACUAGAAAAUUCAAAUAUCGAAGUCUUUUUGUCUUUAAAGUUCCGAAUAGCAUAAAUUCACGUUUUCAUUAAUGUUUUAGAGUUAGAGAUAAUUUUGUGUGUAUAAUCUAGUGUCUUAAGGGAAAAUGAAGCUUGGACUGCGUUGAGACCCGCUGGUUGUUGAAGGAAGAAGACAGUAACGAAAUAUAUACAUAUUUUUGGGUUUGGUUUAUUAUUUUUUUACAAAGAAAUAAAACAAAAUAAUGUUCCUUAGAAACUUGUUAUGUUAAUUGUUCGUCGUAGAAAAAAAGUUUAGAUUAGAUCAUUUUACAAAACAAUAUUUUGAUAAAUAUAUUGUCUUGCAGACCGAAAAUAAGAAAAGAGCCAAUUAACAAAGCAGGUUUAUUCUCAAAUAUGUAAAUAUUUUGUCUCAUAACAUCAACCCAGUGGGCGGUCUGGUCAUUCAGAGAAAGAGCAGAAACCGUGAUGAUGUUUUUGUGAUUUUCAAAAUUCUUUUAAUCGUCACUCUUUAAACAUUUUUCUGUCUGUGUUACCGUGAUGUAUUAGGAACACAGCUCUCUCAAAAUCCCAAUCCUUGCUUGCGUAUCCAGAAAUGUACAAUGUUAUGCAUGUGUAGAUAAGCCCUGGGCAUUUAUUCUGUGGUGAUAUAUA